AUGACGCUCAUCGUCAAAUUCGCGUUUCCCAUGGUGCAGAAGGACGAGCUGGAAGACGGAGAUUUCACAGGCAACAUCGCGAAUAUGGGCUCCGUAGCCCGUCUACAUGACCUCGAGUCCCCCAUACUCCAGAAGGAGAGCAACGCGUGGGAUUGCACCGGAGCUUUGAGGCUCUUAGGCGCAAACGAGGCGCGGUGGACUACAGGCACAAUCUUGACGGUAGACUCUGGCGCAACGUGUGUGGAACUGGUAUCAGAGACCUAA
Penicillium riverlandense is the source of this 264-nucleotide messenger RNA. RefSeq names its product short-chain type dehydrogenase. The coding region runs from base 1 to 264 and encodes 87 amino acids. The record is from RefSeq and is a predicted model, not a curated record. The transcript has 2 exons. NCBI's taxonomy places the organism in Eukaryota, Fungi, Ascomycota, Eurotiomycetes, Eurotiales, Aspergillaceae.